ACUAGAUUCUGGCGCUGCAUCCACGAGGAGAACGUGCCACGCGGUCGACAUCGAUGCUUCAUCAUCUUUCACAUUCCCCUUCAAGAUGGAUUGUAUAAGCUCUCGAAAUUCAUCUUGCUCAGUAUGGAACGAAAGGCUAACGUUCCUAAGGAUUUAGUGAAGAUAUCUGCUAGUUGAAGAUUAUUCCUGAUGUGUAGCGGCUUUAUCACACCUUCUAAGAACUUCUCUCUCACUAUGUGGCAAUCGAUCUCGAUGUACUUUGUCCUCUCGUGGAAUACAGGAUUCGAGCAAAUAUGAAUGGCUGAUUGAUUGGCUGAUUGAUUGUCACAGUACAAUGGAAUAGCCUUCUCCACCUUUAUUCCAAAGUCGCUGAGAAGAGCAACAACCCAUACUAUUUCACAUGUUGCUUGAGCCAUAGCUCUAUACUCAGCUUCUGCCGGUGAACGGGAUAUGGUGUUUUGCUUCUUUGCUUUCCACGAUAUCAUUGAGGAUCCAAGAAAGAGGCAAUAACCAAUCAUCGAUUUCCUUGUGUCUGGGCAUGCAGCCCAAUCUGCAUCAGAAAAGAUGCUCAAGCUCACUUUGCUGCUGCUUGACUAGAAUAGGCCAUGUCCGGGUGAACUCUUCAAGUAUCUGAUGAUCUUUUCAGCUGCUUCCCAAUGUUCAUCACUCGGAUUUGAUACAUAUUGACUCAACUUAUGCACUGCAAAGAUUCAGCUUCUUCUUCGGUGUUGUAAAGAUGGUGGAGACACUUUUUGAAGAUAUAUUUCGAAUUGAUGCGAUAGAUGCAGAUGGAAAAAAGUUUGAUAGGGUCUCUCGUAUUUCUGCUAGGAGUGAGCAGUUUGACAUGCUGAUGCACCUUGAUGUCAACACUGAGAUUUAUCCGAUGCGUGCUGGGGAAAAGUUCAUGAUGGUAUUAGCGUCCACUUUGAACUUGGACGGAACUCCCGAUUCUGGUUAUUACACUCCGGGUAACAAGAAGUCGCUUGCUGAUAAGUUCGACUAUGUCAUGCAAGGUAAACUGUACAGAAUCUCUGAGGAAUCUAGCGAGAAGCAAGUCAAAGCGGAUAUAUAUGUCUCAUUCGGUGGACUCCUAAUGAUGCUCAAGGGGGAUCCUUCCAUUGCUGCAAGAUUUGAGCUUGACCAGAAGCUGUUUAUUCUAAUUAGGAAGGUUUGAGUUAGAGAUGUUACUAGGCAAAGAAAAUGUCUCAACUUUCGUACUAUGCUAUUGGCUACCUUGUUCCCUGCAUAUGAAUGCCUGAUAAUAUAUUGACAUAACUUGUCGACUACUUGUUUCAUAGAAAUGGUGGAGCACACUCUCUCACAAACACUCAUUAUGUAAACAUAUGACAUGAGGAUUUCUUAUGUAUGAAUAAAUGCUGCUAGUUUGUACUA
This is a messenger RNA of Salvia splendens (bonfire salvia), 1392 nucleotides long. RefSeq names its product DNA-directed RNA polymerases II and V subunit 8A. Gene Ontology annotation, cellular component: RNA polymerase II, core complex; RNA polymerase III complex; RNA polymerase I complex. Lineage: Eukaryota; Viridiplantae; Streptophyta; Magnoliopsida; Lamiales; Lamiaceae. The record is from RefSeq and is a predicted model, not a curated record. The transcript is spliced from 5 exons. The coding region runs from base 737 to 1174 and encodes 145 amino acids. Gene Ontology annotation, biological process: DNA-templated transcription.